AUGACUUUCCGCCUGACGACCUGGAAUGACAUCAUUGUGCUCCAGGAGCUUAAAAUUCAGAGAAAAGAUUUACGGGACGACAUGGUAUUAGUUCCUGGCUGGGAUUGCUUUUUCAGUCUGCCAAAGUACAAGAAAGGAUACUCCGGGGUGGCAAUAUACACCCGAAAUGCCACCUGUUCGCCUAUAUAUGCCGAAGAAGGUGUCACCGGUAUUCUUUGUCCGCCAAAUUCCACGUCCUCGUACCGGGAACUCCCAGAGUCCCAGCAAAUUGGCGGGUACCCGACAGAUGAGCAACUCUCAACCUCAGAGGUAAGUGCGGAAACUCUUGAUUCAGAGGGUCGCUGCGUGAUACUCGAGUUUCCUGCCUUCGUUCUACUCGGUGUCUAUUGUCCUGCAAACAGAGAUGAAACGCGAGAUGGCUUUCGACUAGGAUUUCUAAAUGCGCUCGAUCAUCGUAUCCGGAACCUGAUUUUCCUAGGGAAGAGGGUUGUCGUCGCAGGAGAUUUAAAUAUUUCAAGGGAUGCGAUUGAUUCUGCGCAUGCAUUAGAGCAAAUUCGGAAAAGCAGGCUGACAACCGAUGAAUUUCUCUCGUCGCCGGCUCGCAUUAUUUUCAACCGGUUAGUUGAAGGUGGGAGAGUUUCGCACAUCGAAGGUGUUGACAAAAAGGACGCGGUAUUAUGGGACAUGUGUAGAUCAUUCUUCCCUGCCAGAAGCGGCAUGUACACUUGCUGGGAGCAAAGAAUUAAUGCACGUCCUGGGAAUUUUGGUGCAAGAAUAGACUACAUCCUAUGUAGUUUAGAUAUGAAAGACUGGAUGUCUAUUGCAGAUAUUCAAGAAGGACUAAUGGUUGGUAAUAACUUUCAAUAUGCACUUUACCAGGCUGACAGUUCUCAGGGGUCUGACCAUUGUCCUGUCUACGCCAUAUUUAAAGAAAACGUUGAUCUGCAUGGGGAUCAAAUCGAUUUUGUUAAUCUCAUGAAUCCAUCGGUGGAUUUUGAAGCAGCUGAAAAUUCUUUAUCAAGAAGCCACCUUCCACUGUCUGGAAGGCUCAUUCCCGAAUUUAACCGUCGUCGCAAUAUUCGAGAUAUGUUCCUACGUCAGUCCUCAACUCAAAAUCUCUCCCCUGGUGAGAUCAAUCAAAAUGCGACGUCCAUGUCCAGCAUGACGAACAAAGGGAGGCCGAUAUCCUUGGACCUUGAAAGAUCUCAUGAAAUCGACGAACGAGAUCCAAAACGGCGGAAGAAAGAACCUAUUGCCGGCGUUCUCCCGACAACUAGUCAGAAAAGUAUUCGCGGAUUUUUUAAUCCAAGACAGCCCCGUCUGAAGCAGUCUAACCUUGCGAAGGAUUGCGAGGCCAUCAACGAUUCUGUUCCGAAUGAACGCAAAAAUGAUUCGGGUCCCGGACAUCGUACCUCGGGGAUUUCGCCUCCUGACGCGAAUCCUGAUUUUGAAGCCGAUCCUCAAACCUCACAAGAAUCUACAACUGUUUCCGCGGUUCCAAGCCGUAUCGUGGCUGACAUAAAUGUGAUGUCUUCAAUUCCAGAUCAAGAGUCAUGGAAUAAAAUAUUUAAAAAGAGGCCGCCUCCUAGAUGCGAAGGGCAUGAAGAACCAUGCGUCCGUCUCGUCACGAAGAAACCCGGAAUCAAUCGGGGCAGAUCGUUUUGGAUUUGUCCAAGACCACUCGGCCCCAGCGGCAAUAAAGAAACUGGAACUCAAUGGCGGUGUCCUACAUUUAUCUGGUGUAGUGAUUGGAACUCUAAGCAAUAA
Coccidioides posadasii C735 delta SOWgp is the source of this 1767-nucleotide messenger RNA. The record is from RefSeq and is a predicted model, not a curated record. Lineage: Eukaryota; Fungi; Ascomycota; Eurotiomycetes; Onygenales; Onygenaceae.